CAUUUGUGCUCUUACCAUCUUCGCCGGCUUAGUGCGCCUUGAUCGCGUGUCAUAGCGCGUCACCAUGUCGGCCCGUAACCCGCUCCAGGUCGCCAACAACGACUCGGCACGAAAGCGCCGGGCCCACACGAAAUCCCGUGGCGGCUGCGGCAACUGCAAACUUCGAAGAGUGAAGUGUGAUGAAUCCAGACCUUGCUGCAAAAAGUGCCAGACUUUCGGAGUUUCGUGCACCUACGAUCGGAUCUCUUCCGCGCUGCAACCUUUUGAGGAAGUCGCCUUUGUCCUCGGAGCCCCGCAAACAACCGUUUCUGUGAACCGUGCCGUUUUAGGAACCCUGAACGACUCCAUCAGGCGACAGUCACCUGGCGGGAGGGCGUUCCAGCUAAAUAACCGUGAUCUCGCCUUGCUCAACCGGUUCCGUGAACGGACCGUCCUCACCCUUGGCUCUGAGAAGACAAGCCUCGUCCUUCAGAGAGAGGGAACUAAACUAGCCUUCCAGCACCCUUUCCUCCUGCACGCAGCCUUGACUCUCACCAUGAUGCAUGACAGAGCAGACUCGUGGAGCACAAAGCAAAGUGUCCUGGAGCUUUAUCACUGGACCGAAGCCACUUCGCAGUUCAACCGCAAGCUGUCAGGCCCCUUGACCUCGUCAGACCGAGAUGCUAUAUGGAUGGCGUCAGCCAUCCUAGGCUGCACGACUCUGGGCCAAGUACAAGGAGACAGCCCGGAAGAAUGCUGGCCGCUCCGACCACCGUCGGUCGCAGAUCUUGACUGGCUCAAGCUGGGCGAGGGCAAGAAGGUGGUUUGGGAGAUUGCCGACCCUCUCCGUCCCGACAGCAUAUUGCGGCCUAUGGCAUUGGAGCAUUACGACAAUAUGAUGGCUGAGGUCAGCGACCAAGAGUCAUUCAAGGCUCUUCCAGCCGAGCUCCUCGAGCUCUGUGGUCUUGGACCAGGCUCUAGCCCCGAGACCAACCCGCUUUACCGCCCCGCGGCUAUGCUGGGUCGCCUGAUGCCCAUUGAACUUUCGCAGAAGACUCUCCUACACUUCAUGGGCUUCGUGAUCUUGAUGCCGCCCGACUUUCUCGCCCUAAUCGAGGCCAAAGACCACCGCGCCGUCCUACUCCUGGCGUACUACAUCGCGAAGCUCCGCGGUCGGUCGCCGUGGUGGUCGGGGCGACGCCUCCAGAUGGAGUGCGAAGCCAUCUGCCGCUACCUGGAGAGGUUUCACGGCGGCGUCCCGCACAUGAAGAAGCUGCUGGAAUUUCCUAGGACAUAUCUGGUUGGCCUCAAUCAUGCAUCGCCUCCGGGCUCCGAGUCGACGGAAUCUCUGUCUGCCGAUGGCAACACGGGGUCGUCGGAGUCGUCGAUGUCAUUUGUCUUUAGCGACUAGGGCCAGGCGGACGAACAAACGUGGGCCGGGAUACCUCUCAAAGCAAGCCCCUUCCCACGAAACGCAGCUUAGAACCCCGCUCACAAAAUUGAAAUCGAGUUCUAAAGUUACAUCGGGUUCACAAAAGCAUUGGGCAGCUGGCAUGGUCUGCUGGUCUCCAUAGGACCGACGGAGGGUCAGAAUGGCAUGGGAUUCUAAUGGUCCCAAUCCAUACACUUGCUAGGGGA
Messenger RNA from Phialemonium atrogriseum, 1617 nucleotides. RefSeq lists its product as uncharacterized. Gene Ontology annotation, biological process: regulation of transcription by RNA polymerase II. The transcript has 4 exons. The record is from RefSeq and is a predicted model, not a curated record. Gene Ontology annotation, molecular function: zinc ion binding; DNA-binding transcription activator activity, RNA polymerase II-specific. NCBI's taxonomy places the organism in Eukaryota, Fungi, Ascomycota, Sordariomycetes, Cephalothecales, Cephalothecaceae. The coding region runs from base 65 to 1390 and encodes 441 amino acids.